Molecule: messenger RNA, 3753 nt
Organism: Ectocarpus sp. CCAP 1310/34
Lineage: Eukaryota; Phaeophyceae; Ectocarpales; Ectocarpaceae
Source: the annotation of a GenBank genome assembly
CGAUCGCAUCGAGAGGGCUGGUCGUGCGAAGGACCCAGAGCAGCGGCAACAGCAACAGCUGGACAACGGCCAGUCUGCUGGGCCCCUUUCUUCUUCAAAGAGCACUUUGUACUCGAACGCCUUCCAAGUCCCGGUCGGUGACCUCCUGUCUCAGUGGGAAAUCAUGCGCACGCAACUCUUUGGUACGGGGGGAGCGACAGUCAGCGGUCUCUUCAGCGCCGGACCCGUCGGGCAGCGCCGCCUCUCCUCGCCCCGCCCCACAAUCUCGCCAUCCGAUUAUUCUCAAAACGCUGUCGGCGACGGGGCCACGACUAGUGCCGUUGGGAGGGAUAGCAACCAACCGCCGCUCGACCGGCGAGAAUCGUCCCGCAGGCCCGAAGAGAUUGCCAAGGGUGCCGUGUCUGGGUUUGGUGGGGAGUGGGGUAAGGCCGUCUUGCGGAGCCCCGUGCUGGCCUCCGUCGCGGAGUCGCUGGCCCCCGCGCGCAGCACUCACGAGAUGAGUGACUUCAUGACCAAGAUGAAAGGGGUGGAGUUUCCCCGUGACCCAAUGAGAGAACCGGGGCCUGACGAGCACAUGCGGCAGGCUGGGGGGUUCCAGCGGCUGAUGGCCGCAACAACGUUCGAGAGUCCCUUCGCCAAGAAGAACAAGAAGAAACUGGGCAUCGACUAUAGCCCGCUAGAACUAGACGAGGCGGCGAACGAGUCUGCGGUUUUGGACAUGGAGGACGAAGAAGACGAGGCAGCAGCAAAUGCUAAGAACGACAAAAACGCCGCUGGAACAAAGGUGGGCGACAACCAAGCCCCCGACAAUCCUGCACCCGGCGCCUCCGCUGCCGCCGACAGUAGUUCCUCUGCGGCGGGGGGAGGAAACGAUGAGGCGACCUCCUCCUCCUCCUCCUUUUCCUCCUCCCCGUCUUCCGGGGGUACGGCAGACGGGAACCAACCCGGCGGUGGCGCCGGAGGGGGAGGCAUGAAACGCAUGUCGAGCUUCACGCGGAAGAUGCUCCCCAAGCUCGUGGCCACGCGAGGGAGGCACAAGAUGGGCAGGGACAGGGGGCAGCCGGCGGCGGCGGCGGCCGCGGCGGCUGGUGCUGCUGCCAGGCGGGGUGACGCAGCGGGGGCGAACGGGUCUACCGGCCACCAACGGCCUCCGGACGUGCCGCCGCCGCCGCCGACACCGGGGACGGCGGCAACAGCAGGCGUCAAAAGCGCAAGGGACCUUGAGAUGGAACAGCAGCAGCGUCGAAGAGAGGACCUGGACUUGGUGCCGCCCAUGUCUCCGGCUCUCGCGGUGCCGCGCACGCCCGACUGCUCACCGCCCGCUUCCCCGGCGUACCACGAAGCCGAGCCCGUCUUCGAGGAAGACUCUCGCUACGAAGCCGGCGUGGAGAAGGGCGAGGUUGCGGCGUCGAAAAAAAGUGAUCCUUCCCCUUCUUCCCCUGUGUCGGCCAUGGAGGAGGAGAAGGAGGAGGAGGAAGAGGAAGAGGAAGAGGCGGGGGGGAUAGAACCGUCAGAUGGUAACCUUGCUACGGCUCCCGCCCCCGCCGCCCCUGCCCCCGCCGCCCCUGCCCCGGCCGUCCCCGCCCCCGCCUCGAGCAGCACUACCGGUACGAGCGUCUCGAGUCACGACAACGGUCGGCCAGCAAGUGCAGACAACGGUACGAACGGGUACUCGGCUUCGUUUGAGAAGACGCCCCAAGCUAUCGCUAUCGCUGGCAUCCCGGCCCCAUCGGCGGCGGUGGCGGCAGCGGUAGCGGCGGCGGCGGCGGCAGCGGCGGCGGCGGCCAAGGCGGCGGCAGCGGCGGCGGCAGCACCCAAGCCUGCGCACGCGGAGAGCAACGGGAGCGGCGCAGGAGAACCAGAGCCGGUGCCAGUGCCAGUGCCAGUGCCCCGAGCACCGGUGACUCCGAAGCCACAGACGCCGACCCCUCCCCGGCCUCGACCGCCGCCUCCGAGACCGCCGCCGCCGAAGCCCUCGCCUUCUUCUGCUACAGCCACAUCGCCGCCACUCACAUCAAAAGGGCCAGCUGCAACCACAGCAGGGCCAAGCUUUGCUCCCACCAAGUCUCCGGCUACGCAGGCCCGACAGGCACCGCCCAAGCCGCGCCCGCCGCCCCCGAGACAGCCUCCACCGUCUGCUCCGGCGGCGGCGGCGGCGGCGGCGGCGGCAGCUGCUACCGCUACCACCGCUGACGCGGCGGACACUCGAGCCGCGACGUUUACACCGACUACGUCGCCGGCUGCCAAGUUUACUCCCACCGCCUCCCCGGCGACGUUCACGCCCACCGCUUCUCCGGCUACCUUUACCCCGACAGCAUCUCCUGCGACUCGUAACGUGGGGGGUGCACCGGCGUUUGCACUUACGUCGUCUCCGGCGUCUAGGGCCAAUGUCGGUUCUCCUUCGGCGUCGGGGACUCCGCAAAAUUCGGCGUUACCGUUUACGAGGGGUCCUAUCCCUAGCAACGGCGCCGCAGGGGAAGAGAGGGGCGGGAGACUAGGUUCUGGUUCUGGUUCUGGUUCGGGAUCGGGUUCGUCUUCGUCUGCCGGUGUGACUGCGGGGAGACCUUUGGUGGGCUCUAGCGAGCAACAGCAGCAGCAGCGACUAGCGGGGGGGAUCGGACAUAUUGGGAACGCCAAUGGCGGCGAAAGAGGCGUUGGUACGGCACCGGGGGCUGGAUCGAUGGGUACCAGAGGUUCGGCGGAGGAGACGAGGGCAAGAAAACGCCCACGGGAAGAGCAAGAACAGAAGACACUGAGUCCGCACGACUAUGUUCUCCCCGAUGGAUGGAUGGUGGCACGCUCGAAGAGAGAAAACCGGGACUACUUCUUCAACAGGCGGAACAAUUCCACACAGUGGCAUCCCCCCGAAGGCAGUCGGCGAAGAAAUGCGUAGCAUCUUGGGCGAAGAGUGGAGCAGCACCCCCCCCCCUGCUGUUGUCGACAUUAACAAGAAGUUUUUUUGUGCUGGCGGGCGGUGGCGCCGGGGAUGAAAGUAUGUCGGAUACUACUCAUGUGCUGGUGCUACGGGUUGCUGACUUGUACAGUCGGGCCAAGCAUGCGAAUGUAGUUUUGAGGUUUUGGCGGGAGAUCUUGGAUCGAUCGAUCGGUAGGGUGCCCAAGGACUAGCAUGCCUCGCUUCCCUCAUGUAACUAACGCGGUGCGAGGAGCCUGCAGCGGUGAAGCUUGAAGUUUGUUGCUGACUUUUUGGUGUUUCAUGUCUAUGCCCUGUCAAGGUGACCAUCACGUCAAGGGCCAACGAAGCUGAACCUGCUCAGACUGCCAUUUUUCCCCUUCCUGUCGUCGAGCGCCCUCUAUCUCGCAAGAUAGGCGUUCGGGACGGACUAGGUUCUUGUCAGUUGUGGUGUAUGUGCGCCUCGUUCUCUGCAGGCAGUCGUUUGCGUACGUGCAGGUGUUGUCCAAGGAAGGUGUUUCAUUGCUACGCUGCGAAUACUCAAUACUCAUGUUUACACGUCGCUGCUUAAAAUAGUGCUAAAAACGUUCCCUAACCCGUGUACAGCUCUCGAAAUGGUGGUAGCACGUAGCCGCAGAGAGGUCUUCAGAGCGAGUCUUACGAGACCUGUCUUGUCUAAUGUGUAGAGUUUGGUGAACGUGAGUUUCGGAGGUAUGGCUGAGGGGUAGAGAAUCGAGGGCUUGCCGGUGGUCGGAAGUGUGUUUGGGACUACAAAGCUUAAGCAUUCCAACGUUCCUUCCGAGACACACACGCACAUCGUCCGGUGGCCGACUUUGGUGAUG